Messenger RNA from Rotaria socialis, 216 nucleotides. NCBI's taxonomy places the organism in Eukaryota, Metazoa, Rotifera, Eurotatoria, Philodinida, Philodinidae. The record is from the annotation of a GenBank genome assembly.
AUGAGAGGUAAUAUUGAAUAUGAACUCCAACAGAUUGAAAAGCAAAAAGAAAUUGAAUAUAAACCAGUGUAUGAUUCAACAUCAUUUAAAAUUCCUGAAGAGCAUCAAGAUAAAAUAAAAGAAUGGCUAGAGUAUGAUUUUCGCAUGCGUAUUGAAGGAAAUAUUACUCGAUCAAGAUGCUUAUUCUUGAUUGGACCAACUCAACAUAGUAUUUAA